AUGGCAAAAAGGAAGUAUGGAGCUUGGAAGGAAGAGGACAUGGAAAGAGCAUUGGCUGCAUAUAGAAAUGGAGACAUCGGCUUCAACGAAUGCUGCAGACAAUAUGGAAUUCCUAAACCGACUCUGAAGCGUCAUUUAGAUGGAAAAAAUAUUACUGCUAAUGAAGGGAAAAAAUCAAUGGGACGUCACACCACAUUACCACCUGAAGUGGAACAACAGCUUGUUGAACACAUAAAGAAACUGGAGGCAUGUUUUUUUGGGCUUACCAUAACUGACGUUCGUAGACUAGCAUUUCAAAUUGCUGAGAGGAAUUGUAUCCCCCAUGUAUUCAAUGAAGAGAGCAGAAUCGCUGGGAAAAAAUGGUACUACAAUUUUAUGAAACGCCACAAGGACAUUUCACUUCGUGAGCCUCAGGCAACAUCUUUGGCUAGAGCUCAAGGAUUUUCCAAAGAAAAUGUAAAUGAAUUUUUUGUACUUUUGAGAAAGACUGUAGAGGAGAAUAAAAUUGAUGCCACCUCUAUUUUUAACAUUGAUGAGACAGGCGUGAGUACUGUACAAAACAAAUGUCAGAAGGUGAUAGCUGAGAAGGGUAAGCGAGCUGUUGGGUCCAUAUCUAGUGGAGAAAGAGGUGUUAAUACCACUGUUGUUUGUUGUUCAAGUGCAGCAGGGAUGUAUGUUCCACCCUUAAUCAUAUUUAAGAGAAUGAGGAUGUGUGAUGAUUUGAAGGUUGGAGCACCACCUGGAAGUCUAGUGGAUAUUUCGGAAAAUGGAUGGAUAAAUUCUGAGUUGUUUGUUAAGUGGCUUCGACACUUUAUUGAAACAGUGAAGCCAACCAAAGAGAGAAAAGUUCUUCUCCUUCUUGAUGGCCACACAACUCAUUCCAAGAACUUGGAAGCAUUGGAAAUUGCUCGCGAGGCUGGCGUGAUAAUGUUGCAACUACCAGGACAUACAACUCAUCGUCUGCAACCAUUGGACAGGUCCUUUUUCAAACCUUUCAAAGGCUACUUCACUCAAGCUGUGGAUAAAUGGCUUCGAACAAACCCUGGUCUGAGAAUCACCCAAUAUCAGAUUUCACAGUUAGUGAAUGAAGCAUAUUGCAAAGCUGCCACAAUCGAAAACUCCUGCAAUGGCUUCAAAUGUAGUGGUGUUUGGCCUGUUGAUGCUUCGAUCUUUUCCGAGAUGGACUUUCUGCCAGCCGAGUGCCUCAACAAAUCUUCAGAAGAAAAUCUAGAGAAAGGUUAG
Molecule: messenger RNA, 1242 nt
Organism: Nilaparvata lugens (brown planthopper)
Lineage: Eukaryota; Metazoa; Arthropoda; Insecta; Hemiptera; Delphacidae
Product: jerky protein-like
Exons: 2
Coding region: 1-1242 (413 amino acids)
Cellular component (GO): nucleus
Molecular function (GO): DNA binding
Source: RefSeq, a predicted model, not a curated record